AUGAAGUUCGGCCGCAAUCUGUCUCAAUUUACCGUUCCCGAGUGGAGCGCCUCUUACAUCAGGUACAAGGCCUUGAAGAAACUUAUCAAGUCUGCUGCUGAGCAGAUUAAGGCGGGCCAGGAGGCUGAUUUGGCCGGCUUUUUCUAUUCGCUCGACCGAAAUGUCGAGGAUGUCGAUUAUUUCUACAACAAGAAGUAUGCCGAGUUUGCGCGCCGCUUGAAGCUCCUCGAAGAGCGGUAUGGCUAUUCUAUGGAAGGUCGCCAUUCGUUGGAACCCGAGGACCGCCAUGACCUCCGCGAAGCGCUUCUGGAUCUGCGGUAUCACUUGCGCCGCUUACAAUGGUAUGGCGAAGUCAAUCGCCGUGGCUUCGUUAAAAUCACCAAGAAGCUGGACAAGAAGGUUGGCGCGCAAGCUCAGAAGCGUUAUCUGGAGACCAAGGUCGAUCCUGCUCCGUUUGCCUCCAAUUCGCGUGUCUUCAAGUCGCAGGACCGUAUUAAUUCUUGGAUGGCUAUCAUUACCGAUCAGUCCAAGGCUGACGAUAAGAUCGCCGAUGAUACGAGCUCCACUCAUUCUUCUUUGUCCUUAAAGCGUGGCGCAACUCGGCCUUAUCUUAACUUGCCUACCAGUGUUUUGACUGCCGUUGAUGAUGCACUGCGCAGGGAUGACACUCAUAUGUUGUUUGAGCUACUUGAGACCUUGAAGGUAUCUGCGGAUGAAGCCGGUGACUCCGUCUACCCCAGAGUCCUCAAGACUCUCAUUCAGCGCUCGAUUCUUCACCGUUCCCAGGCUUGCCUGGCUGCGCUAGUGAAUCGAGCUGACACCCUGGAGGAGGACGAUGACAUUAAUCGCCGUAAUUGCCUUCACCGUCUGGUCAUCUCCAUCGGACGUGAACAGGCAACUAGCGACUCGGAGUCCGCGGCCUCGAUGGUGCUCGAUUUUCCCCCAGAGACUACCCGCUACAUUACACCCGCCGCGCCUCCUACCCUGCAGCCGCCCCGUGCCGUGGUUAAAGAGGAGCAUAUGCCCCAGCAGCUGGGUCGCGAUGACCCUGCUGUUGUCCUUCUUCAAUUCCUGCUGGAUACUCUGCGCCCAGACCAGCGGGAGUCUUUGAUGGCCAAGGACAUUUCUGGCCGCACACCCUUGCACUAUGCGGCCCAGUAUGGGUUCAAGGUGGUCUGCGAAGUGAUCAUAGAGCACCUCAGAGAAUGGGACAUGUUUGACGUCAAUGAUGGAAUCGACGGCCCUUUGUGGCAGGACGAUGAUGGCUGGGCACCUCUCCAUCUAAGUGUUGUGGGUGGUCACCCCAAGACCACCAAAUGCCUCUUGGACGCCGAGAACCGGGGCGAUUCUCAGGAAGCGGGCAGUAUUAGAAAGCAAGUCUCCAAGUCUAGUGCCGUCUUGGCACUUGCGACCAAAGCCAACUUCAUUGAUAUCGUGCACCUUCUGGUGGAUGCCGGUGUGGAUAUCAAUUACCAGGAUGAGCAAGGAGAAACCGCAUUGCACGUCGCUGCUCGAUUUGGCCAUGACGAGUGUGCGAAGAUCCUGCUUGAUGGUACUGCGUACCAAAAGGGAGACACGGAGCUGGCUGAGAAGACAUAUGGCUGGACCCCCUUGUUUAUUGCCUGUGUGGACGGAUGUCUGAGCGUGGCUAAGCUUCUGGUUGCUGCUGGUGCGGAUCUGGAACGUUUCGAUUCGUCCGGCUGGACCGCAAAGGAGCACGCUGCUCUGCGAGGUCAUCUUGACAUUGCUCAGUGUCUGGCAGAAGUCAGCCCCGGCCCUCCUGCUAUUGAGCCCGAUCUUUCAUCGUCUACUCCAAACCUCACUGGCUCCGACUCCUCCUCGCCCCCGGCUCAGUCGUCUCUUACUGACCGUCGGUCGAAUGCGCCUGGUCCCACAUCCGGGAGUUCUGGCCUACGCAAUACUGAACCUAUUAAGACAUUUGGACAUCGGUAUCUCACCGACGAGGCCAUGAUCCUGGUUAGUCUGGGUACCAUGGAUAUGCGCAAGCCCCUCGAGACAGUCAGCCUUGACCGCAUCCCAAUGGAAAACGCGCAUGCCACCCAGCUGGACACAUCUCUGUCGAUGGUUAUCACCGCCAGUGGUGCGCACGGCGAGCCAGAAGUCAUUGACCUGCCUGUGCAGGACAAUAUCUCAACUGAGCCGAUAGUUUUCCACACCACCGAUCCAAGCAAGGUGCGUCUUCUCUUCGACCUUGUCCCCACCUAUGCUGGAUCGAAGGAGAAGGUUGUUGGCCGUGGUGUAGCUCUGCUUUCCAGCAUCAAGCCUACAGUUGGAUCCCACCGGAUUAAUCUCAAGGGUGAUUCCACCGUUCCCAUUGUUGCUGCUAACACUCUGGAAGUGAUUGGCUCUGUAACAUUCAAUUUUCUGGUCAUCACCCCUUUCAAGCACCCCAACAUGUCUAUCACAGGAAACCAGACAUACUGGCGCUCAAUGAGCUCGACAAUGGUCAUUGGUCACCGUGGAUUGGGCAAGAACAUGGCUAGCCGCAAUUCCUUACAAUUGGGCGAGAACACUAUCCAGUCCUUCAUCGCCGCGGCCAACCUGGGUGCCUCAUACGUCGAGUUCGACGUGCAGCUCACGAAAGACCACGUCCCCGUCAUCUAUCACGACUUCCUUGUCAGUGAGACUGGUAUCGACGCGCCUGUCCACACUUUGACGCUAGAUCAGUUCCUCGAGCUGGGCAAAGGUCGUCACCGCAAUGUCCUCGGUCCUGUGAACUUAAAUGGCGAGAUCUUCGACAUCGGUCCCCGCCAGCGCUCAAUGUCAGUCGGCGGCUCGGAGUACAAUCCUGCCGAAUUGACAGAGAAGAUCAAACACACCCGUGAUUUCAAGAAGAAGGGCUUCAAGGGUAACACGCGCGGCGAGCACAUCCAAGCUCCCUUCGCCACCCUCGAAGAACUUUUCAAGAAAAUCCCCCAGCCCGUUGGCUUCAACAUUGAACUUAAAUACCCCAUGCUCCACGAGAGCGAGGAGGAAGAAAUGGACACCUACGCCGUUGAACUGAACUCUUUCGUCGAUACCAUUCUGACAAAGGUCUACGACCUCGGUGUUGGUCGUGAUAUGCUGUUCUCCAGUUUCAACCCGGAUAUCUGUCUACUGCUGUCUUUCAAGCAGCCGUCCAUUCCCGUCCUCUUCUUGACGGACGCGGGCGCUUCCCCGGUUGGUGAUAUCCGCGCUAGCAGCUUGCAGGAGGCCGUUCGGUUCGCUUCUCGCUGGAACCUUCUCGGUAUCGUCAGCCAGGCGCAGCCAUUGGUGCUUUGUCCACGACUGGUUCGCAUCGUUAAGGAAUCCGGUCUUGUGUGUGUCUCUUAUGGAGCGCUCAACAAUGACGGUGCAAACGUCGACUACCAAGUAGCCGAAGGCAUCGACGCCGUAAUUGUCGACUCCGUCCUCGGAAUCACAAACGGUCUCAUCCAACGCCAAAAUAAGGUCGAUCGUACACCGGGCCCAUCGCCUAACCCAUCGGCUCUCAGUGACACCGCCAGCGCCGUCCGUCCUGUUAAUGUAACUACUAUCCUCUAA
Messenger RNA from Penicillium canescens, 3543 nucleotides. RefSeq names its product glycerophosphocholine phosphodiesterase. Lineage: Eukaryota; Fungi; Ascomycota; Eurotiomycetes; Eurotiales; Aspergillaceae. The record is from RefSeq and is a predicted model, not a curated record. The coding region runs from base 1 to 3543 and encodes 1180 amino acids. Gene Ontology annotation, biological process: glycerophospholipid catabolic process. Gene Ontology annotation, molecular function: glycerophosphocholine phosphodiesterase activity; protein binding. The transcript is spliced from 4 exons.